This is a messenger RNA of Malaya genurostris, 6496 nucleotides long. RefSeq lists its product as uncharacterized. Gene Ontology annotation, molecular function: nucleic acid binding; zinc ion binding. The transcript has 2 exons. The coding region runs from base 2465 to 6496 and encodes 1343 amino acids. Lineage: Eukaryota; Metazoa; Arthropoda; Insecta; Diptera; Culicidae. The record is from RefSeq and is a predicted model, not a curated record.
UGGUAGUUAGAUUAUAUAAAUCCUUUCACAGAUGACUGAGCUAUGAGCUUUUAAAUUACGAGAAAGGUAAACGCGCCUUAUUAAUUAUCCUCUUUGAUACUCGUUUAUAGCAAACAUUUCAGGAAAGUUUAUUUUGAAUUAUUUGAGAUUAUGUCACACACAGGGCUGGCAAUAAUCAACUCCCUACUUCAUCAUCACCGAGUUCAGCUCACCUGCAAAUCGGUUUCAGAAGCAUCGCUGAGCGAGUUGAGUAACUGGGUAACCAUUUGUGUAGAGAAAACAUCGUCUCAACAUCGUAGUGUCAAGCAAUCAGCAGAUGAGCGCUGAGUGCACAUCAAAUAUUAGAACCCACUGAGAGACGAUUUGUGAGUUGUGAUUUGAUGUGUUUGUACAUCAACACAUUGAAUCAGAUUCUUGUGAGACUGUCUCGCUUGUAUUCCCCAUCCAACAGAGUUGCCAUGGGCGGCCAACGUUCGAAUCGAUGCCAUUUCAAUCCAAUUCUCAAGACAUGUUUUCGUAGGCUGGAAAACGAAUUCGGUUUUAGUAGCCAGUUGUGUUUAGCUCGAGACAUGAAAUUCAAUCGCUACGGAACAUCACGCUACGAUUCGACUUUUGUUUUCGUACAUUAAUGCACGUGCUCGUUUUGAGUACCAGAAAAACAAAACCGAAAAGCUGGGUCGUGUUGGCAGCUCUGUGGUUUAGGCAUACACUCACCGGUGUAGCUCGGUACGGUGAUGCCAAACUCAGUACUCACUUUUUAAAACUAGGAAUGAGAGUUAAAUGCUAUGAAAUCAAAACUGAGAACCAUCAAUACCAUCAUAAUUUGAUGUCAGCGGUGCUCUGUAUAGGUGAGUGUGUUUGCUUAGAUCAGCGAUGAGUUUCAUCUUUACCAUCAUUUUACGGAUUGCAUCGUAAAUCAUGAGGUGAGCUGAUUAAUAGAAAAAAUCGAAUCUUAUGAGCGAGUUUUUGCCACCCUUGGUCACACAACUGAUAAUUUUAUCAUUAAAUUAUGAUCAUAUUACCGAUGGCAUGUAGCAAAAAUUAUGUUGAUUCGUUAGAUACAACAAGAGAUAUCCACGAUCAAAAACUAUUCACUCUCUCAGAGGGUAAAUUUUGAAAAGGCGCCCCAUAGUAAAGUAAGUCGUAUUCACGAAAAAAUUCGAACAAUACUGCACAAAAUUUGGCGAGAGGUGCUCAAUCUCUGUAAUACAAUUAAUUCAAAAUGCGUACGUAUUAGGUUAGGGAUAGUUAUAGGUGGGUAAAUAUUUUAAUAAUAAAUAAAAUAUAUUGUUGAUUUGUAUACUAAAUUUGGCCGCACUGCGUGUGAUAAUUAUUUCUCACAUGAGAUUGGUGCUAACGGGCGACGGUGAGAUAACAAUUAUGGCCCUUCUGGCAACUAGGUUUUCUGAUCACGAUCGAUAAUAUAGCGCUCCCGCUCGCUCCGAUCAGUCAGUAGAAAUUUAACUAGUGAAGCGAGCAGAUCGCACUGUGAACAGUCCCGCAGAAAAGUAAUAAAGUGAAGUUUAAUUUGUUUCAAUGAAGUGUAAUUCGUAUGUUCUGAAAUAAAUUACUUGUUAAACUUGGAAGAGAUUUACUUACCUGUGCUGCAGUGAUCCGAAGUACUUACCUGUGUAGAACUGUUGACCUGAAAGGUAAAAUUACUUGCCUGUUUGUGCGCGAAUCCACUGCUGGUACAUAGCGAUUUUCUGCUGCUGGCUGCUGCUUUUCGGUGCACCGUAAGCAUACCUGUGGAACGGCGAAUAGGGUAAUGUACCAAUUGCUGCUUGUGCUGUUCGGAGAAAUUCUGGUGGCAAAAGAAGAUAAUCGCAACGUAGGGUAAGCGACAUCAUAAUUUGGUGCCGUGACCAGGAUUUUUCGUUACUCGGACCGUUUUUUCUUGACGUCGCCAUUUUGGACGCUGGUUUGAAAGCGAUACUUCAAGUUUUUGGAUCCUGAUUGCUGAUAAUUCAUUAUACAAGGCUCAAUUUAUUGGGCAUCAGGUAAAGAGCUGUCCAAUGCACUCCGCGGGUAUCACAGGUGCCCUUUAGAUGCUUUCUUUUUUUCUUUGCAUGCUUUAACAAUACGAAUUGUUCCUGAUUCGGCCAUUGCUACUAUUCAUUGCGGAGCUUGGCUUGCUUCGAAGCGCCAUUUUGCUGUUGAACAAUUGGACCAUUGUUACCCGUGGCGUCCCAAGUUGCGGCGUGAAUCACUCCAGUUACACGUGGCCUGUUUUCUAUUGUUGCUGUGGUGUACCUGUUUGUUGGCCAUUCCAGUUACCAUCGGACGAUUUUGGGAGCUAUUUCUGCCUUUAUGGUUUUGUGCUCAUUCCUGCUUGAGUGUUGCGCGUGAGUCGGCAGUUUCGGAGGAUUUUGGCUCGGUUGGUGUUGCGGCAGGUUCCAGUUGGCUGUAUAUAAUACAAGGCAUUGCUUGCCUUGGAACAGUAUUCAACGUUCUGCUUCAUACAAUGGCGGAGGAGCAUUCCAGAAACCAGCUGCUUCACCGACGAGAAACUCUUCUGGCUGCUCCGGGUCGGGCAGAGGAUUUUGAUGCAGCAUACGAUGCACAUCGUGAUCAGGGUCAGGUAUCAUUGAGGCUGGAAUACCUGAACGGAGUAUGGAGCAACCUCGAGUCGGUACAGGCACAGCUUGAGGACAUCGAGAUUACCGAUGAAGGUAGGACAGAGCAUGCAGCUGUUCGAGCUGAAUUUGAACCACGUCUCUUUACAAUAAAGGCAAGUCUAAUGUCAAAACUUUCUCCUAUUCCUAAUGAUCGUAGCCCUGUACCCCCUCACGUUUCUUCCACUCUCUCUGGUAUCAAGUUGCCAACGAUUUCUUUGCCCGAAUUCGAUGGAGAUUAUAUGCAAUGGCUUGCAUUCCACGAUACAUUCUUGGCGCUUAUCCAUUCUAAUCCGGAUGUCCCGGAUAUUCAGAAAUUUCAUUAUCUGCGGGCGGCUAUCAAGGGCGAAGCUGCUCAAUUGAUUGAAUCCAUUGGAAUUAGUUCUGCCAACUACCUGCUAGCUUGGCAAACGUUGGAAAAUCGAUAUUCGAAUGAUUACCUUUUACGGAAACGUCAUCUUCAGGCACUCUUCGACAUUCCACGCAUGAAGAAGGAGUCCGCUGCCUCGUUACACGGACUAGUUGAUGAGUUCGAGCGGCAUACAAAGAUUUUGCAUCAACUGGGAGAGCCUACCGAUACUUGGAGCAGCAUUCUGGAGCAUCUACUGUGUAUGCGCUUACACGACGACACGUUGAAGGCGUGGGAGGAUCAUGCGUCGACCGUAGCGAACCCGGACUACGCCUGCAUCAUUGAUUUCCUGCAACGAAGAACUCGGGUGCUGGAAUCAAUCUCCGUCAACCACCACUCAACAGAAUCAGCUUCAAGUUCUGGCAGUUCAUCUCAUACACUGAAAAGGAACCAUUUCCAUUCACAGUUUCGCCUUACUUCGUGUGCCUCUACUGCUGGUUCUGGGGAAAAGUGCAUUGCUUGUAGCCAAUCGCAUUCCUUAGUGAAAUGCCAGAAAUUUAUUCGUUUAUCAACAAAUGAACUUCAACAGUUUGUCAUUUCGAAACGCUUAUGCCACAACUGCUUGAAAAUUGGUCAUUUUGUUCGCAAUUGUCCCUCCAAAUUCAGCUGUCGUAAGUGCAACAGUCGUCAUCACACGCUUCUGCAUUUCGGUCAGCCAGACAGUUCUCCAAGAAGCAAUAGGGAAGGAAUUUCGUCUAGCGCAAGUGCUACCGCCUCUGGUACGCCAUCUAGUGGGCCUUCUACGAGUGAAUUGUCUACACAGUUAACUGUUGCCGCUACUGAAGAUACACCAGUGAUCGAAGUCAGUUCUACUCUUCAGUAUCCCCGAGAAGAUGUCUUUCUGCUUACCGUCGUCGUUAAGGUCGUUGACGCUUUCGGUGUUGAACAUCUAGCUCGUGCGCUUUUGGAUAGUGCGUCUCAGCCGAAUCUCAUCACGAAUCCUAUGACACAAAUUCUGCGUUUACGGAGACAGCAUGUGAACAUCACCGUUCAGGGAGCUGGUAAGCUGUCCAAACCAGUACGUGAAUCGGUUUUCGCUCAAGUAUUUUCAAGAAAGGGAGACUUCUCGUGUGGUGUGAAUUUCCUAGUGAUGGAAAAUGUUACGGCCAAUCUCCCUUCGCAAAAUAUCUCGACCGAGGGAUGGAAGAUACCGAAGGAACUGUUUCUAGCAGACCCCGCUUUCAACAAAAGUCAACCGAUCGAUAUGGUUCUGGGUGCUCGACACUUCUAUUCAUUCUUUCCCAGCGCUGCACGCAUUCAGCUUGACAGUAACCUUCCGCUUUUGGUUGACAGUGUCUUUGGCUGGAUCAUUGCGGGUUCUGCUAUCUCGUAUUCCAACGAUCAGAUUACUACUUCAUCCACUUCGUGCGAUGCAGCCGUUGUUUCAAUGAUUUCACUGGAAGAUUGUCUGGAAAAGUUUUGGAAGACCGAAGAACUGGCAAACAACGAUAGUUAUUCAAUAGAGGAACGGCAUUGCGAGUCAUUGUAUCAGUCUACCGUAUCUAGGAACCCCGAAGGCCGGUAUGUAGUUCGCUACCCCCGGAAACCCGAUUUCGAUGCAAUGUUAGGCGAAUCCCGAAGCAACGCUCAACGACGUUUCGAGUACCUGGAAAAGCGUUUGGAACGAAAUCCGCAUCUAAGAGACGAUUAUCAUCAGUUUAUGCGAGAGCAUCUCGCCCUCGGCCACAUGCGACUGGUCGUAAAGGACGACGAACGAAACUCUCAAGUCUACUAUCUACCUCACCAUCCCGUAAUUAAGGAAGCAAGUUCUACGACUAAGCUCAGAGUCGUGUUUGACGGAUCUGCGAAGACUUCUACCGGCUUCUCUCUCAACGAAGCUCUUUGCGUCGGCCCUGUGGUGCAGGAAGAUUUGCUGAACAUCAUCUUGCGGUUUCGAACUUUUCCUAUCGCUCUCGUCGGAGAUAUUGCUAAAAUGUACAGACAGGUACUGGUACAUUCGGACGACACUCCGCUGCAGCGUAUUUUGUGGCGAUUCUCAAAACAGUGUCCAGUACAGACUUACGAACUCCUGACUGUUACCUACGGCUUAGGACCAUCCUCGUUCCUAGCAACCCGGACUCUUCACCAGUUGGCAGAUGAUAAAGGUGACCAACAUUCUGUUGGAAGUCAGGCAUUAAGAAAAGGUUUCUACGUUGACGAUUUCAUCGGUGGAGCUGAAACUGUUGAAGAAGCUAUUCUUCUACGAUCAGAAUUGAAUGAUUUAUUGCAAAAGGGAGGAUUCGAACUUCGGAAAUGGACAUCUAACCGGCUAGAAGUCCUGAAAGGUCUCAACGAUGACCAGAUUGGCACGCAAUCCACAUUGCACUUUAGUCCCCACGAAACCAUCAAAGCGCUUGGAAUAAGUUGGGAGCCUGAAGCAGAUUGCCUUCGCUUUGAUUCGCAGAUUCGAACAAAUCCUGUUCUACCAACUAAAAGGUCUAUUCUUUCAGACAUCGCUAAGUUGUUUGAUCCUCUCGGACUCAUCGCACCCGUCAUUGUAAGGGCAAAGAUCUUAAUGCAAGAGCUAUGGUUGCUGUCCUGUGGUUGGGAUGAUCCAGUUCCUGAACCAAUAAAAUCAAAAUGGGAAAAUUACCACCGAGAAUUGACAAAAAUAAGCAAACAUCGGAUCGACAGAUAUGCGCUACUUCCCGGUUCCGAUAUUCAAUUGCAUACUUUCGCAGAUGCUUCCCAAGCAGCAUAUGGAGCAUGCACGUACGCUCGCUGUGUGAACAGCCAAGGAAUAGUUCGAAUUCAGCUUCUGGCAUCGAAAUCCCGAGUAGCCCCGUUGAAACGAAUUACCAUCGCCCGUUUGGAACUGUGCGCAGCCGUACUUGCGGCUCAUUUACACGCCCGGAUUAAAAAUGCUAUUGACGUUGAUGUUCGUACUUCUUAUUUCUGGUCAGAUUCGGCAGUAACUCUGCAGUGGCUGCAAUCACCCCCGAACGUUUGGCCCACUUUCGUUGCCAAUCGGGUCUCGGAAAUACAACAGUUCACGCACGGUUGCCAGUGGAAGCACGUUUCCGGAAUUGAAAACCCUGCCGAUUUGGUUUCCCGUGGUAUGUCGGUCGACGAUUUUCUCAAAAGCGCUUUAUGGAAAUGCGGUCCAAGUUGGUUGCCUUCGCCACCGCAAGAUUGGCCAAUUUCGGUUCCACUUGGCGUGACCGCGGACGACCUGGAGUUAAAAACUACCGUAGCCGUAACUCAAACAACUUCAACUAUUCACCCAUGGUUUUUACGCUGGUCUUCCUACAGUCGGCUUCUUCACGUCAUCGGAUACUGCUUGCGAUUCAUCGCCAACACUCGUUCGAAGUCACGAACUCAGCCUUCACAAUCAUCUUCGUCCUUAGGCCAAUCACUAACUGUUGCAGAACUUGCCAAAUCCAAAACAGUCCUCACUCGACUCGCUCAGCAUGAUGGAUAUGCUGCUGAAAUCAGACAGCUGGAAAAGGGAAACUCUGUAUCGAAACAAUAA